Messenger RNA from Cornus florida, 1895 nucleotides. RefSeq lists its product as uncharacterized. The record is from RefSeq and is a predicted model, not a curated record. The coding region runs from base 639 to 1709 and encodes 356 amino acids. The transcript is spliced from 2 exons. NCBI's taxonomy places the organism in Eukaryota, Viridiplantae, Streptophyta, Magnoliopsida, Cornales, Cornaceae.
AGUGCAAAGUAAUACACAAGUCUACUUGCAAAGACUGAGAAAGAAGGCUUAUUUUGGUAACUGAAGGAAAAGAUAAGCAUGUGGUGUGGGGAGGGCUGUGAGAUUCCAAACCCUGAGAAAUUCGUUGAGGGCUGUGCAAUUCCAAAGCCUGUGAAAUUUCUUAUUCCUAAGUCGGAGAACUUUGUUUGGCAAGAAUGGACAGAAGAGGGAUGUGAAAUUCCUAAGCCUGAGAAAUGCAUUGAGGGCUGUGCAAUUCCAAACCCUGAGAAAUUUGUUGAGGAGGGCUGUGCAAUUCCUAAGCCUGAGAAAUUCCUUACUCCGAAGCCUGAGAAAUUCGUUACACCGAAGUCCGAGGAAUUUGUUUGGGAAGAAUGCACGGUUGGCAGCCAAACAUUUGAGGAAGACAAGCGAUCCGAGCAACUUAAACAUCAAAACAAGGAAAACAAAAAGAGAGAACAUGGGAGGAAAUUGUUCGGCAAGAAGGCUUCGCUGGCAGCCGGACAGUUGAGGCUUACAAUGAAAAAGUCAAGCUAUUCGAGGAAUUCAGGAAGAAAUGAAGGAAUGGGAAAAGAGUCGUCCGAGGUUAUUCGAGGAAUUCAAGGAAGAUGUGAAGGAAUGGCAAAAGGCGUAUUUGAGUUAUGGAUUUGUUCGGCCAAAAUGCACGGUUGGCAGCCAAACAUUUGAGGAAGUCAAGCGAUCCGAGCAACUUAAACAUCAAAACAAGGAAAACAAAAAGAAAACAUGGGAGGAAAUUGUUGGGCAAGAAGGCCCGGCUGGCAGCCAAACAGUUGAGGCUUACAAUGAAAAAGUCAAGCUAUUCGAGGAAUUUGUUUGGGAAGAAUGCACGGUUGGCAGCCAAACAUUUGAGGAAGACAAGCGAUCCAAGCAACUUAAACAUAGAAAACAAAAAGAGAACAUGGGAGGAAAUUGUUCGGCAAGAAGGCUUCGCUGGCAGCCGAACAGUUGAGGCUUACAAUGAAAAAGUCAAGCUAUUCGAGGAAUUCGGACGUCAAUUCGAGGAAGAAAGGAAGGAAUGGGAAAAGACUCGUUCGAGGUUAUUCGAGGAAUUCAAGGAAGAUGUGAAGGAAUGGCAAAAGGCGUAUUUGAGUUGUGGAUUUGUUCGGCCAAAAUGCACGGUUGGCAGCCAAACAUUUGAGGAAGUCAAGCGAUCCGAGCAACUUAAACAUCAAAACAAGGAAAACAAAAAGAAAACAUGGGAGGAAAUUGUUGGGCAAGAAGGCCCGGCUGGCAGCCAAACAGUUGAGGCUUACAAUGAAAAAGUCAAGCUAUUCGAGGAAUUUAGUCAUCAAAACAAGGAAAACUUCAAGAAAUGGGAACAGAGGUAUUCGAGGGAUGGAGUUGAAGUGCCAGAGAAAUUUGCUUGGCAAGAAUGCACGGAGGAGGGCUGUUUCAAUCCUAAGCCUGAGAAAUUUCUUAUUCCGAAGCCUGAGAAAUUCCUUACUCCGAAGCAUGAGGAAUUUGUUUGGCAAGAUUGCACUGUUGGCCGGGCAACGUGUGAGGAUUGCAUUGAAAAAGUCAAGUGCUUGAAUCAUCAAGUGGAGCAACUUGAACAAGAACUUGAAAUCGUGAAUAGAAGGAAAAAGAGGUGUUUGAGGGACGAAGUUGAAGUGCCAGAGAAGUUAUCGAGGUUGGCUGCUGCUGGUGGCAUCAGAAACAUCAUCCCCACUGAGCACAAGCGAGUGAAGUGAGAAGGAUAAAGGAUAGGAUGGGGGUUUGCUGUGAGGUGCUAAGGUUGGUUAAGAUCCAGGCUCAUUCAUUUCCCUUUUCACUGCCAAAGUUUCUUUCAGUAAUAUAUAGCUAAUUGACACCUUUCUUUGUGGAGGUUUUUUUUUUAUUAUUUUUAUUUUUAUUAUUUUGGUGUGCAUUUUAUGUCA